Cinclus cinclus is the source of this 1100-nucleotide messenger RNA. It is a transcript of the gene NDFIP1, whose product is annotated as Nedd4 family interacting protein 1. The transcript has 6 exons. Gene Ontology annotation, molecular function: WW domain binding. Gene Ontology annotation, biological process: ubiquitin-dependent protein catabolic process; vacuolar transport; positive regulation of protein ubiquitination. Bases 70 to 726 code for a protein of 218 amino acids. Gene Ontology annotation, cellular component: Golgi apparatus; perinuclear region of cytoplasm; endoplasmic reticulum. The record is from RefSeq and is a predicted model, not a curated record. Lineage: Eukaryota; Metazoa; Chordata; Aves; Passeriformes; Cinclidae.
GGUUGCUGGCUAUCAGAGAAGGUGCUCCUGGGCUUUUCACUUCCUGCUUUGGGGUGCCUGCAGGCUGGAAUGGAUGGAAGGGUGGAGAGGGGACAGGCUUUAAGAACCUGGGGAAUGGGCUCAUUGGCGCUCACCUGGAGCACUGCUCCUUUCCAACACGGAGUUCUUGAGGAAGUGCUGAGUUACCUCCUGUGGAACUGUUUUUGUGCAGCUUAUUUUGACUACAAGGAUGAGUUGGGGUUCCCGAAGCCGCCGUCCUACAACGUGGCCACCACUCUGCCCAGCUACGACGAGGCCGAGAGGACCAAGGCUGAGGCCACCAUUCCCUUGGUUCCUGGCAGGGAUGAAGAUUUCAUGACACGGGAUGAUUUUGAUGACACUGACCAGCUGAGGAUAGGAAAUGAUGGCAUUUUCAUGCUGACUUUCUUCAUGGCAUUCCUCUUCAACUGGAUUGGAUUUUUCCUGUCUUUCUGUCUGACUACUUCAGCUGCAGGACGAUAUGGGGCCAUUUCUGGGUUUGGUCUGUCUCUUAUUAAGUGGAUCCUUAUUGUCAGGUUCUCCACCUAUUUUCCUGGAUACUUUGAUGGCCAGUACUGGCUUUGGUGGGUCUUCCUUGUACUAGGUUUUCUGCUGUUUCUCAGAGGAUUUAUUAAUUAUGCAAAGGUCAGGAAGAUGCCAGAUACGUUUUCCACCCUCCCCAGAACCAGAGUUCUCUUUAUUUACUAAAGAUGUUUUCUGGCAAAUGUCUUCCUGCAUUAGUGAAAUCCCCCCCCAAGAAGCAGCAGGACACCUGCAGGAAGUGAAUCAAGGCUCUGGAGCAGAAGAAAAAAUAAUCACCUGCUUUAAAAUAAAUAAAUAAAAGUACUGUUGGAAAAAGAAAAAAAAAAGAAGAAGCAUUUAUUUCUAUUUGUUUUUAGGUGUAAAGUUUUAUUAAUUAACACAGAAAUCUGUAAUUGUUGACUCAUUAGUGGCUAAUGUUUGAAGCAGCUCUUGCAGUGAGUCUGAUGUGCUGAUGGAGCUUUUCAGGCAGUUUGUGGUGUUGGGGCAGCAGGAGCCCUCCCGGGGCCAGCAGGGGCCAGGCUUGCUUUAGUUCCUCCUCC